AUGAGAGGCAUGAGUCUCUACACCGGUGCACUGGCGAGGAGCGUUUGGAACGAGCAUGGAUGGACCUUUCAAGAAUUCGUCGCUCCAAAAGUUGUUAUCUUUUAUCGGAAGGACUGGACAUUAUAUCUCGAUGAUCGCUCUCCCAACCACAAAGAGUCCCCUGAAAUCAUAAAGGAGUUGGAGGAUGCAACGGGGAUAGAUGCGCAGACCCUGGUGACCUUCCGUCCAGGUAUGAGCAGCGCCCGGGAGAAACUGCAAUGGGCAUCGAAGUGCGUCACCACCGUGCAGGAAGACGUUGCGUACUCAUUAUUUGGCAUCUCCGGCAUCUCCCUACCUGUCAUUUAUUGCCGCUCUAUGAUGCAGCGAGGCACGAGCGUAGUCUUAGAGUUCCGUCUUUGGAAGAGCGGAAGAAGCCGGCGCUUCUUCUUCUCACUCUUCCACCAGUAA
Molecule: messenger RNA, 447 nt
Organism: Suillus plorans
Lineage: Eukaryota; Fungi; Basidiomycota; Agaricomycetes; Boletales; Suillaceae
Exons: 1
Coding region: 1-447 (148 amino acids)
Source: RefSeq, a predicted model, not a curated record